Molecule: messenger RNA, 4645 nt
Organism: Phragmites australis (common reed)
Lineage: Eukaryota; Viridiplantae; Streptophyta; Magnoliopsida; Poales; Poaceae
Exons: 10
Coding region: 266-3106 (946 amino acids)
Biological process (GO): meristem maintenance; meristem development
Source: RefSeq, a predicted model, not a curated record
GGGCGCGUGCCGCUUUGGGUGGUCGGGUGAUUGGACCGUGCCGGCAUGUUGGCCGAGCCCGCGAGGACGGAGUGGGCUGUGCGGCCCGGACGCACGGCCCAACGCGGGGCAUGGAUCCGGAGCUCGCGAGCGACUAGACGCCGGCUUCGACUUCCACCCGCAACACGCCGCCGUCUUCCACCCCGUUCCACGACACCCAGUAAACCCCACCCAAAACGGACGAGGAAAAGCGAGGAAAUCCUGCAAGUCGCUGGGUUACGCUGCCAUGGACGCGGGCGCUGAGGAGGUCGGCCGGAAGCUCAGUGACGCAGUGCCCCAAGCGCAGAACCUAGACCCUGGUCCUGUUGAUAAAUCAGUCCUCGUGGAGCAGGAGCUUCACAAAUCAGAAGCUAUAUUUGUUGGGAAGAUCUACAAACCUGUUAGAUUUAUCGAACAUGGCACCAGGCUUAACCAGUGGGAAGUGACACAUGAGGGAAUGCUUGCGAUAUUGCAGCGAUCUGGAUUUUACCACCUGUCUUUCUUGAAGAGGGUUCAGUUGGACCAUGCAUUGUUAAAUGCAUUGGUUGAAAGGUGGCGGCGUGAAACACAGACGUUCCACUUGCGGUUUGGAGAAAUGACAGUGCUCUUGAAGGAUGUGGCAAUUCUUACUGGGCUUCGUGUACAUGGUGCUCCUGUCACUGGCCCGACGGACUGUAACUGGGAACGAUUGUGCAUACAGCUUCUAGGCCAAGAACCUCCACAGAUCAAAGGUGGUUCUAUCAACAUUGCAUGGCUGCAUGAUACAUUUAAAAACUUACCAGAAGGUGCUAAUCAGUCAGAUAUAGAGUAUGCUACACGAGCCUACAUACUGUACCAAAUUGGCUGCAGCUUAUUUCCUGACCCAAGUGGGACUAGAGUGCACUUGCGAUAUUUGGCCCUACUCCGCAAUUUUGAUGCCUCAGGAGAGAUGGCCUGGGGGGCUGCUGUUCUUGCCCACCUCUACAGAGAGCUUGGAAAAGCCAGCAUGAAGGGCAAAGCGAACUGCUGUGCGUUUCUCACUCUUCUUCAGAUAUGGGCAUGGGAGCAUAUCCAGAUAUGCUGUCCUGAACGACUAGAGAACAAGGCUCUAACCAAUGACCAGCCCCUUGGAUGCAGGUGGAAUGUACCCUUUAAGAACCGUGAAAAUGUCCGGUCCAUGGACCAUGAGUUUUACAGGCAUGGGCUUGAUACUAUAUCAGAUUGUCAGAUCACAUGGGACCCAUACACACCAAACUUGAUAGCUGGGCUCCCGGCAAUAUGCACAUUUGGAUAUGCAGUUUGGCGAUCAAGGACUCCAUUAAUAUGCUUCCAAAUAGUGGAAAUGCAUGUGCCUGAUCGUGUCUUACUACAAUUUGGAAUGUCACAGCACAUCCCAGACCCAGUUGAGGCAGUUGAACGUGUUACAAUGCAGGGUAAAGCUGACCAAGAUUGGUCUGCUUAUCAUGAUAAGUACAUUAAGCUAUGGGAGAACAGGCUCUCCUCUGUUGUUAAGCAGCGCGAUACAGGGAAUUUGGAUCCUACUCAUGCAAGAAAUUGUUACCUAGAAUGGUAUUGGCGAAUUACACGUCGAUGGAUCUCCACUCCAGUUGAAUGUCCAGUCAUAUCCUAUCAGUUAUCAGGGCAUACUGAGAAAGUUCUGGUUGAUUUGAUAAGUACAGUGCAGGGACGAAUCAGAACAUUGUUACUAAGUGAAAUCGAUGCAAAAAGGAUGAAAGAAUCACUUAUUGAUAUUGAUGUGUACAUCACUGUUAAAAUGGAGGAGGCUAAGCAGGUUAUGCGAAGUGAUGUUCCAACUGGAAUGGGAAUUGGCAGUGUUAAAUCAGCCAUGAUUUGUUCAAAUAUUGUGGACCCUACUCAAGCUACUGUUGCGAAGAUGGAACAAGUUAGUGAUGAUCAUGUCGAGGGAUACACUAUACUACAAUUGGACCAAAUGAGGAGAAUUCAAUCCACAGGAGGAACACCUGAUUUAGCACCUCUCACAACAGGUGAUAGCACAAACAACCAAAUUGAGGAUGUGCAUCCGCAAGAAGAUCCUCUUGAUGUAAUCAUGACAGAAGUCAAUCUUAGGGACAUUAUUAGUACACCUGUAGAGGAUGCUAUGACUGAGAUUAUGAAUACAUCCACAGAGGAUGCUACACUUGGUAAUAUUUCAGAUUCAGGGGAGAAGAACGGUUAUGCGUCCAUAGAGACUGUGGAAGAGCAGGAGACUGUUGGACCUAUCGACAACAGUAAGGUCUACGAGAAGAUUAUGCCUGAAUCGCAGGAGAGUGCUGAUGCACCUUUGACUAAUGGUCAAGGAACGGUGCGCAAACCUUCACUGGUUCCACAAUUCUACAAGAUCUUGGGUGUAUCAACGCAUAAUGCGCAACUGCAGAUCACUGGUGCAUCUGAGAAUGCUGGUACAAUUGAGGACAUUGUGGGCACGCGAAUGGAGAAUAGUACAGUCCAGGGAACGAUGGGUCAACCUUUCAAUGCCAUUGGACGUGGAGACACCUUGCAUGCAUCUAUGAACAAGUUAAGUUCAAUGCGAGAUGAUGUUGAACCUCCCUCAGGCUCUGAACAGGAAGAACAUGCUGCUGCAAUGCCUGGGCGUAAUGAACUGCAACAUGCUGUUCAGACACAGCCUGAGGACAAUGUCGUUCAGGACAGAGUCGAUGCCAUGCAAAAUCCUAUCUUUCGAGGGAAUGUCGAGGACCCAAUUGAAAAUAGCAUUUCGAAUCAUUCAGUUGUGCGAGAACCUGUAGCUAUACCUACUGAAGAUUUGCUUAUCCUUAGUGUUGGAGAGAAAAUUCAGAGAAGUGCGAAUUCAUUCACUGGAGAAGCAACUCAUACAAUUGUAUGGGAGGAAUCCGCUGGUGAUGAGGAUCAUGGCAAUCCAGGUCCAAAUGAAAUAUCUGAAAGAGGGAAAUUGAUUAUUCCUUCCCAUGAAAAUUCUGAGGUCCGUUUAACUAUAGAGGCUUCUAAAAUGGAUGGAAAUGCAAAAACUGAGGAGAAAACGUGUCAGAAUGUAAGAAGUGGCAGUGGCCAGUUGAUAGCAUUCACUAGAAGGAAAAGAAAGCACUUAUGCAGUCAUCGCCUUGAUUCCUAAUCGCACUUAUUUAUUUUGUUUAUGUGUGUUUUAGUGUACAAUGUGAAUUCAAAAUUUUCUUCAUAUUUUGUUGUUUUAAUAUACCGAGUCUCCACUGUUGCUUUUCCGUUAUCCAUAUCAAGCUUAUGACGUCAUAGUCAUUUACCUUCCUGAUUCAGUGCACACGCACACUGGUGUGCUUUCCAUUUCACAUAAUUUUGUGAUACUUCUUCGCUGGUCUUAUAUCCUGAGUUUGUCAGACUUUUCAAGCUCUAUGGUCUUUCAAACAAACAUUGAUCUAUCAGGUACUGAAUUGGACUUGUUUUUGCAUUCAAGAAAGGAUGGAUUCAUUCGAUUCUCUUAGUUGUUUAUCCUGUGACCUACCAAAUUUUUAUUCUUGUGAUAUCUUAUAUUUAAUUGACAGCUCCGAGUUCAACAAUGGUAUGCAAGCAGCUUCUCAAGAACUAUACCUAAAAUUUGUGACAGCUACAUGUCACUGUGUCAGCACACUUAGUGUCUGCAAGCAAGAUCUUUUCUUUUUAAGAUUGUGUCUUCAGUAUAUCUGGAUGCAGACUCCGUAAUGAAAGGUUUCGCGCCAAGGUUGUAGCCCUGUUCUUUUGAUGUGAGCUGAUCGUUUGGUGGGUGCUUCUGAGAUUUACAGCUGCAUAAAGCUAACAGGAAUAUCUGAACUAUGUGUUGUCAAGCGCAGGCAUGUCUGAACUGAGAUCAUGCCACUAAGAUAGUCAGACUCUCUUCACCUUGCAGGAGCAGGAAUCAAACAUGCAGUCACCAGUAUAAGAACAUGCCACUUCCCCACUCCUGCUGAGCUAUACCAGGUUUUUCCAAAACCCAGAGAUGUAUUACUAUUCGGUACACUGCAACCUCAAGAGUCAAGAAGGAUUAGGUUCUUGUGCAUUAAUUUGUUUUCCUUAUUAAACCAUGCACUUGUCCUUUGCCCCCUACACGACCCUACUGCAACCUCUAGAGUCAGCAAGAUCAGUCCUUCGGCGUUUCCAGAUUUAUCACAUGGAGGAGACACGGGACAGGAAGGCGCUGUAGCAAGAUCAAGAGGCGCCACCAGCUAAUCAACCACAAUGAUUCAUCUUCCGGGAGGAGCAGCGGGGCUGGAAGAAGGGAUAGUCCUUUCGUUUUGUGUCGGCCGCGGCUCUUCGCCAUCAACUGACGCCGUUCUUGGCUGGGCACAGGCCGUAGGCAUCGCGUCAUGGUCGCCGCGCGUGGUGAGGCUUUCUGACGCGAGGCUGUAAUCUUUCGUGCGGUCGUGUCGUGCCCAGCAGCUUGGGAGACCUGUCGGUCGGGCUCUGUAAUGAAAGUUGCACCUGCCUCGUGCCCGUGACUGCAGUGAAGUGCUCCAUUUAUGUUGCUAUCGAACAUUGCUGUAAUCCCUCGCUUUCAGCGCUCGUGUUUGCCCCCGCCGUGUACAUCAGGUGCUGACUUGUCGUGAUCUGUCGCGUCUUAAUUUGUAUAUUUCAAUCUCGUGUAAUAUAUCUUUGUAAGUAACCAAAUAUCAUAUAUUCUCAACCAGAGCCAGACUGAACAGAA